CAAACCAGUUGGCAAAAAGUCUGGCGCCCUGGCACGUUAGAUCCCAACCGCCCGUCUUAUGAUGAUGAUGGAUGGCAGUCUCUGCAGGCCUGGAAUUAAUCGUUUUUUAUAUUUUUCUUGGAUGUUGUUACUUCUAAUUAUUUCCCUGCUAAGCUGUCAGCUUGGAGCCUCCGCUGCUUUAUCGCAGGCCCGUAACGUGCUUUUGAUCAUCGCUGAUGAUGGCGGAUUUGAAAUGGGCGUUUACGGAAAUAACCGGUGCCAAACGCCCCAUUUGGAUGCGCUGGCCGCCCAAAGUUUGGUGUUCUCCCGAGCACGGACUUCGGUGAGUAGUUGCUCUCCCAGUCGGGCUGCUUUGUUGACUGGACUUCCGAGUCAUGAAAAUGGAUUAUACGGACUGCACCACGACGUCCAUCAUUACAACUCUUUCGAGAAUGUUCGGUCACUUCCGACAAUCCUUCGGGAGAACGGAGUUCGUACUGGCAUUAUAGGGAAGAAGCAUGUCGGUCCCGGAUCAGCCUACACUUUCGAUUACGAGCAGACGGAAGAGAAUAAUUCCAUCAUGCAGGUUGGCCGGAAUAUAACCCGAAUUAAGUUGCUCGUCAGGGAAUUCCUCGAGCAGCAAAAUGAGACCCAGCCUUUCCUCCUCUAUGUGGCCUUCCACGAUCCUCACAGGUGUGAUCACAAGAAUCCAUUUUACGGCCAUUUCUGCGACAAGUUUGGCAAUGGAGAGCCUGGCUACGGUCACAUUGCAGACUGGAAGCCGAUUCGAUACAAACCGGAAGAUGUCUUACUGCCUUAUUUCGUUCCUAACACUGCGGCGGCUCGAGAGGACAUAGCGUCGCAGUACACAACAAUUUCGAGACUUGAUCAAGGUGUCGGCCUGGUGCUUGACGAGCUCCGAAAAGCCGGCAAGGCUGACGACACUUUGAUCAUCUUUUCGUCGGAUAACGGGAUCUCAUUUCCCAAUGGCAGGACUAACAUGUACGAACCGGGAUUGGCCGUUCCAAUGUUCAUCAAGUCUCCAGACGACGAGUCAAGACGAGGUGAAAUGACGGACAUCCAAGCCAAUUUACUGGAUAUAGUACCCACCGUUUUGGACUGGUUUGAAAUCGAUUAUCCCAAAUAUCAUAUUCUGAAACCAAAUCAACCGAUCCGCCUCACCGGAAAGUCACUUUUGCCACUUUUGAGUGGCGAAAACGGUAUGAAAAGUGACACAUUCUACGGCAGUCACGUAACGCACGAGAUAACAAUGAAUUACCCAAUGAGAACCAUCAUCCAAGAAGAGCGCUACAAAUUAAUACACAAUUUAAAUGCGCCCGGUACUCCGUUUCCCAUCGACCAGGAUUUUUACUUAUCGCCAACAUUCCUGGACAUGCUAAAUCGAACACUGAAUGGGCGCCCUCUACGCUGGAUCAAAGAGCUGAAAGAUUACUAUUUUCGCGAGGAAUGGGAAAUGUUUGAUCUCAAAACGGACCCGAAAGAAUGCGUAAAUGUACAUCGCAAAAAGAAAUACAAGGAGAAGUUCUUCGAACUGAAGGAAAAGCUGUUUCAGUGGCAAAAAUCUACUUACGAUCCAUGGUUAUGUGCUCCACAUGGAGUACUUUUGGAGAAUGCGGAAGGCCCUUUCUGUGCACCGCUGCACAAUCGGAAGUACUUCAAAGAACUUUAAAGCGAGCACUUCCUCGAGGUUUUAUGAGUGAUAUUAUAACUACUACCAUUAGUCGAUAAAUCCUGAUGUCAAUUUUCAAAGCAAGCGCAAUAAAGUUUGAAUCGGAAAAUAACAAAGUU
Daphnia pulex (common water flea) is the source of this 1788-nucleotide messenger RNA. RefSeq names its product N-sulphoglucosamine sulphohydrolase-like (gene Sgsh). Gene Ontology annotation, biological process: glycosaminoglycan catabolic process; heparan sulfate proteoglycan catabolic process. The coding region runs from base 59 to 1669 and encodes 536 amino acids. The transcript is spliced from 11 exons. NCBI's taxonomy places the organism in Eukaryota, Metazoa, Arthropoda, Branchiopoda, Diplostraca, Daphniidae. Gene Ontology annotation, molecular function: N-sulfoglucosamine sulfohydrolase activity. The record is from RefSeq and is a predicted model, not a curated record.